GAGGAAAUUUUAUUGUAUUAAUAAUUAGUUAACAUUUGUCGUUUGUUAUUUUUAUAAAUAUAGUGAAGAAGGUGGGCGAUGAAGUGGUUGUUAGUUUAGUUGUGAUCCGAAAGAGGGUAGAGUAGAGGGAUGGGUAGCUUGCAGGGAAACGAGGAAGAUGGCAAUAAUCUGAGCCAAGUUCUCUUGCCAACACAAGAAGAAGACCAGGAACAAGGAUUCACCCACAAACUUUGGCGCGAAACCAAGAGUCUAUGGCUUAUCGUGGGCCCCUCCAUCUUCAGCCGCAUCGCAGCAUUCACCAUGAACGUUGUCACGCAAGCCUUCGCCGGUCACUUGGGCGACGUCGAACUCGCCGCCAUUUCUAUCGCCAACACCGUCAUCGUUGGCUUCAACUUCGGCCUCCUAUUGGGGAUGGCGAGCGCGUUGGAGACACUGUGCGGGCAAGCGUUUGGGGCGAAGAGGUAUCACAUGUUGGGAAUAUACAUGCAGAGGUCGUGGAUCGUUUUGUUCCUGUGCUGCUUCCUGCUGUUGCCGUUUUACGUUUUGGCAACACCGAUUCUGAAGGUGCUGGGACAGCCUGAUGACGUGGCGGAGUGGAGCGGUGUGAUGGCGGUGUGGCUCAUUCCUCUGCACUUCAGUUUCGCCUUUCAGUUCCCUCUGCAGAGGUUCCUGCAGUGCCAGCUGAAAACCGCGGUUAUUGCUUGGGUUUCCUUGCUGGGCCUGCUCGUCAACGUUCUCACCAGCUGGCUUUUCAUUUAUGUCUGGGAUUUUGGGCUUUAUGGGGCCGCUGUUAGUUUGGACAUUUCCUGGUGGGUCCUCGUCUUCGGCAUGUACGCCUACACUGCCUGGGGUGGAUGUCCGUUAACUUGGACCGGUUUUUCCGUUCAAGCCUUUUCCGGACUCUGGGAAUUCUUCAAACUCUCUUCCGCUUCUGGAGUCAUCUUAGAGAACUGGUACUAUUGGAUAUUGGUGCUUAUGACUGGUCAAUUGGAGAAUGCAACUAUCGCUGUGGAUGCCUUGUCUGUAUGUAUGACCAUCAACGGGUGGGAAAUGAUGGUUCCCCUGGCUUUCUUUGCGGGUGCGGGGGUAAGGGUGGCAAACGAGCUAGGCGCAGGCAAUGGGAAAGCAGCAAAAUUUGCUACGCUAGUAUCGGUGGCACAAUCAUCGGUGAUUGGGUUAAUAUUUUGCGCUCUGAUAAUGAUAUUCCACAACUACGUUGCAUACAUAUUCACCUCAAGCUCUUCUGUCCUUCAAGCUGUUGACAACAUGGCAUUCCUCUUAGCUGUCACUAUCCUUCUCAACAGUAUUCAACCCGUUUUGUCAGGAGUGGCUGUUGGUUCGGGAUGGCAAGCAUUCGUAGCAUACAUCAAUAUAGGGUGCUAUUACAUUGUGGGACUCCCACUGGGAAUUAUCAUGGGAUGGGUCUUCAAAACUGGUGUCACUGGAAUCUGGGGGGGCAUGAUCUUCGGUGGUACGGCACUCCAAACUCUGAUACUCAUCAUAGUAACGGCACGAUGUGAUUGGGAAAAGGAGGCGGAGAAAGCUUCCCUUCGCGUAAAUAAAUGGUCAAAAUCUAAUUCCGAUGGCACACUGGAGACCUCAAAUUAACAUUUCAAUUUGUGCAUUCACCAACAUGGGGAGAAGAAUAUGAGAGAAAGAGAUGAAGCUCGUGAUUUAGUCGGACAUCGUUUCUUUGAUUCAUUGUUUCACCUUUCUAGUAAUUUAUUGCUAUCUAACAAUUAGCUGGAAAAGUUUUAUUUGCUUGUUAUUUAACAUUUCGAUUGUUGAAAAUUAUUGAAAGAGUUAGUAUGUUAAAAGAAACCGAUCAGUGGAUGAAAUUACAUGAUUAAAAAAAAAAAGAGA
Messenger RNA from Cajanus cajan (pigeon pea), 1863 nucleotides. RefSeq names its product protein DETOXIFICATION 27. Gene Ontology annotation, molecular function: antiporter activity; xenobiotic transmembrane transporter activity. Gene Ontology annotation, biological process: xenobiotic detoxification by transmembrane export across the plasma membrane. Gene Ontology annotation, cellular component: membrane. The record is from RefSeq and is a predicted model, not a curated record. NCBI's taxonomy places the organism in Eukaryota, Viridiplantae, Streptophyta, Magnoliopsida, Fabales, Fabaceae.